Molecule: messenger RNA, 3456 nt
Organism: Pogoniulus pusillus (Red-fronted tinkerbird)
Lineage: Eukaryota; Metazoa; Chordata; Aves; Piciformes; Lybiidae
Gene: MED12L
Product: mediator complex subunit 12L
Source: RefSeq, a predicted model, not a curated record
AUGGCCGCCUCCGCGCUGCUCAGCUAUGCGCAGCGGCCGCGCCGGGUGCCGCCCGGCGUCUGCCCGCAGGACCGCGGCAGAAGGAGCGGCGAGCCGGCGGCGCCGGUCCCGCUGCCCCGCACCGCGGCCUCGGCGGCAUCGGGCUCGUCCUGCGGGCGGGAGGGGCGCGGACCCGGAAGGGGGGUACGAGGGGCGGGGGCCGGCGAGAGGCACGGACCCCUGCGGGGUGCCCCCAACCCCAGGGACCCAUGGCUCGGGGAGUGGAAGGGCUGGGGGGUUUUGGAGGUUGGGAGCUGCAUCUGCAAAGCCAAGGUGGAAGUUCCCAUUCUCAGUAAAAAACAAGAUGUGUUUGCUUACUUGGCAAAGUACUCUGUGCCCCUGCUGUGAGCAGCUUGGCUGAUCAAGAUGACCUGUGCCUACUACACUGCCAUCUCUGAAGCUGAAGUCAAGAAAUGCCAGGCCACAGACCCAAACCUUGAGUGGACCCAAAUUAUAACCAAAUACCUUUGAGAGCAGCUGGCAAAGGUUGCAGAGUUCUACCAUGUGGCUUCCAGUCAAGGCAGCAGCUCUGUGGUGAUGGCUCAAGAGAUGGAACAAGCCCUGAAGCAGUGGGAAUAUAAUGAAAAAUUGUCACUUUGUAUGUUUCAGGAAGGAAUGCUGGAGAGACAUGAAUAUCUAACCUGGAUACUGGAUGUCCUGGAGAAAAUCAGGCCCACUGACGAUGACCUUCUCAAGCUGUUGUCGCCUCUGAUGUUGCAGUCCUCGGAGGAGGUUGGUCAGUCAGCCUGCCUGUCCUGCCGCCUGCCCUCGCUGCCAGGCAAUAACAAUGCCCCCGGCCUCCUGGCUGCACACCCUCCUCACCUGAUCCUUGGAGCGGGUAACCCUGCCCUGCCAGCCCCCAGCCCCAGCCCUGGCACCGCGGUGAGCCUGGCACAGCUGCCCUGCGCCGGCUUCCUCUCCUGCCCUCAGCACCGCCCGCUGGUGCAUGGACCCAGCUGCGUGCUGCAGACUGUAACUCUCUGUUGCCCAAGUGCCUUGGUGUGGAAUUACUCCACAGAUGAAAACAGGAGCAUCAGCCCAGGCUCACCUCUGGAUUUACUUCAUGUUGCUCCAUCUAAUUUGCCUAUGCCAGGUGGGAACUCAGCGUUUAAUCAGCAGGUUCGGGCUAAGGUUUCUGAAGUAGAGCAGCAGAUCAAACAAAGAGGUCAUGCUGUGGAGGGUGGGUGGUCUUUUGACAAGUGCCUGGAAUCAACUGCAGGACUCACCCUGGGAACCCCAAACAACGAGGCUGUGGCGAUGCUGCUCUGUGAAUGGGCUGUGAGCUGCCAAAGGUCUGGCGAGCACAGGGCCAUGGCUGUAGCCAAGCUGCUGGAGAAGAGGCAGGCAGAAAUUGAAGCAGAAGUAAGAUGUUUCCACUUCUGGAACGCUGAUCCAAACAGUGACCACGAGAAGACAGAGUCUGUGAACUUGGUGCUGCUGUUUGAGUUCUCUCGGCACAACGUUUUCUCCCACGGCGCCUGCAUCUGCACUCUCACAUCCCCUGGGGGCCUGUCCAUCACUGCAGCCUCUAGACCACGUUCACCCAGUGGGGAUGGGGUGGAUGAGCUUCACUCCAAGGACCAGGAUGUGAAACUGGAGGACCAUGGCAUUGUGGAACACCUGGGCAUUGGCUCAGCAGACACCAGUAUGUUUGAUGAUGUAGACAGAAGUGACUUUAAGGCAGAGUUUGGGUCGGGGUUUCCACUAGCAGCUCCUAUUUUCUCUGGGGAGCCCUGUGAGAAUGUGAACUCCUCCUUAGACAGAGGGGUUGCAGUUGCCAGUGAGAAGUCAGUCAAGAGGGAAAGGCUGAGGGAGUUGGUUUUCCCCUCCAAUUAUCACCUCCUGUGCUACUUGCAGUACGCAGUGCAUUUCCCUAUACCUCUGGACGAAUCCUCCAGUCACGAGUGCAACCAGUGCAUGGUCCUGCUGCAUGGCAUGGGGAGGGAGCGUGAUGAAGCCAGACAGAAGAUCACCAAGGACAUCCUCAAGAUUCUGAACAAGAAGAGCACCACUGAGAUGGGUGGUGAGGGCUUUUGGCUGCUGCAGGGUAGCUUGUGAAGGUGCUCAGGGAGCUGUCUGGAGCCAUGCAUGCAGAAGGUAGUUGGGCCUCUGCAGCUGGAGAAGACUUCCAGCAAUGUCCUGCAACAGAUCACAAGCUUUGCCUCAGGAACCUCCUAUCAUCUCCCCUUGGCUCACCACAUCCAGCUCAUCUUCGACCUGAUGGAGCCGGCGCUGAACUUCAACGGGCUGAUAGACUUUGCCAUACAGCUGCUGAACGAACUGAGCGUGGUGGAGGCAGAGCUGCUGCUGAAGUCGUCCAGCCUGGCAGGCAGCUACACCACGGGGCUGUGCGUCUGCAUCGUGGCUGUGCUGCGGUGCUACCUCUCCUGCCUCAUCCUCAGCGCCGAGCAGACCGCCCAGGUCUUCGAAGGGUUGGGCGGUUUUGCUUCGCAGGUUGUGCGGGGUGUGAAGCACAUUGUUAACCCCUCCGAGUGCUCCUCCCCAGAAAGGUGCAUUUUAGCUUACCUCUAUGAUCUCUACGUGUCCUGCAGCCACCUGAGGAGCAAGUUUGGAGACCUCUUCAGGUGGGUGGCAGUGGAAUGGUUCUCACCACAGCUCAGCCUGUCACAGAGUGCUGCAGGCUGCUGUGCUGGCAGUUCCGUUUGCCUUCGGCGGAGAGCACACUGUGGCCUCUGCUGCUUGCCCUUCACUGCUGCAGCUCUCUUGCCCAUGCCAGGGUGGUGGCACAAUGUGUGGUCCUCAGCCCCACGAAUCUGUGAAGGUUCCUUCUGUGGAGGAGCAGGGCUUGAGCCUGCAGUUGGCCAGCUAAGGAGUCCUGCACUCUGCAGGCAUCCAGCAGCUCUGGUUUGCAGAGCAGUGCCUGGCUGCAAGCAACCCUCUCCCUCUGCCAGACACCUUCGGCCUUCCAGCUCCAGCCUGCUGUGGGACCCCACGUUCCUGCUGGAUUUCAUUGGGAACCCUUCUGCUCACAGCCUCAGCUACUCCGUGCUGGGCACCAUCCUGCGCGACAGCGCAGCCAACCGCUACGGCUUCGUCUGCAACGCACUGGUGAGUGUCUGCAUGGGGCACCAGGACGCUGGGUGGCCUCAUGCCCAUGUCCCAUCUUCCACAGCCUGUGAGGAUCCUGAUGCUGAGCCUGGGGCGAGGAUGACCUGCCAGCUGCUCCUGCACCUCUUCAGGACACCCCAGCUCUGCCUCUUUCCCCAGGAAACAGACACAGACACAGACGUGGGCACUGCCCCUGCCAGGAAAAGAGGCAGACAAGAACAAGGAAGCAUGUCCCUCUGGAGUCAGCAACCUUUCCUCUCCCUGGUACUCACUUGCCUCAAGGGACAGGAUGAGCAGCGGGAAGGGCUCCUGACAUCCCUGCAGGACCAGGUGAAUCAGGGACGGUGA